Ceratina calcarata is the source of this 7509-nucleotide messenger RNA. Its product is annotated as sex peptide receptor. Gene Ontology annotation, cellular component: plasma membrane. Bases 5594 to 6763 code for a protein of 389 amino acids. Lineage: Eukaryota; Metazoa; Arthropoda; Insecta; Hymenoptera; Apidae. Gene Ontology annotation, biological process: G protein-coupled receptor signaling pathway. The record is from RefSeq and is a predicted model, not a curated record. The transcript is spliced from 4 exons. Gene Ontology annotation, molecular function: G protein-coupled peptide receptor activity.
UCAUUAUCAAAAAUCAUUUAUUCCCGGCGAUAAAAUGUCUAAUCGAGAUGAAAAAGUAAUUUAUUUUAUGGAGAUCUAAAAUUUUAUGGCCAUGGAGGCAGAUGAUUAAAUGUACCAUAAAAAUGAACCUCUCAAUUUCAUCAGGGAAAUAUUAAUUGACACUAAAAACCGCGAGGAGUUUUCAAAGAACUACGGAAGUACGUCGUCGUAACUCAAUCAAUACAUCAAGAGUUUCUCUGUCGCACCCUUUCAUUUGGAUAUCUCCCAAUCCCCAAGGAAGAAACACAAUCUGUUAUAAUGGGCAAUGUUUUAUAUUGGCAAUAUUUAAUUUAAAAAAAAAUAUUGUGCGUGUCUCAGAAUAUUCUGUGUAUAUUUAAUUUUGGUUAUCAGGAUUUCGGAGUUUGAUUUGUAUGGAGUAUUAUCUCUACAUUUAUGAUGUUCGAAGCUGCGCAAUAUUUCAACCAAAAGGGAGUAGAAAGCAACCAGAUAUUCAUUCAUUUAAACUUUAUUGAAAUGUUUGUUUAUGUUAUUUAUUCACACACGUGUAGCCACUCUGUUUAUUAAUGGCCCUCGAAUGUAUAAUCAAUUUUUACUAAUUUAUAUUUUAUUAUUUCAUAUUGAAAUUGCCAAGAAGAAAUAAAUCGCAGUUUAAUAAUAAUCAAUAAUAUGGUUUGGUCAACGCAGCGGAUUUUCUCACGGUGUCCGACCGAUAUUUUAAAUUGCUCGUUGCACUGUUAAUUUUAGAGUUUAUUUGCCAGACAACGAGAGGCAGAGAAAAGGAGAGAACGUGUUGAAAGCGAGAAACUCGUUAAGAGAUUCGAUUUAAACUUCACCGCUCGCCUUCCACUCGCGAUUAAUAUAUUCAAUUGAUACGUUUCUUUCAAAGGAGAAAUGUCUCUUUUGAGACAUUCUGGAUGUAUGCAGAUCCACAUUAAAUUUCAACAAGUAUCCAACUACGAUUACGGGUAUUGAUAUUCAAUUAUUUCAAAUACGAGUCAACACGAGUUCAGGCAAAAAUACAGAAAGUUCUUGGUGAAAAAACUUUGAUUAAAACCAGAAAAUAAAUAAUGAAACACCUGGCUCGAAGUUCGGGGAUGUGAUCUGUUUAAUAAAAUAAAAUGUCGCACGGAAUCUCGAUGCAGCCGAGGCAACGCGUGUAACCAGCAUUAAAAAUUGAGUGAGGAAUGCAAUAGAAGAAGACAAUUUAUUCGCCGGCACGUUUGAAGAGUCAAGAGUGAAGCGUAGAAACAAGAGUGGCCUAGAGAGAAAUAUAUGGAUGUAAUUUUGCGGAUAUCGAUUUUCUACCUUUAUGUCAAAUAAAUCGAGUGGCGUGUCAUCGUCGGGACAUUUUAAUUCAGCGACCCCGGCGCUCGAGUUCCCAAGAAAGAUGAACCGGCGAAUCCGAUCGAUUCUAUAUAGAUAAUAAAUUGAGACAUCGAAACACGAUUUUCGUUCUCCGACUGCCAUCGUUUAACAGCUCGUAUUUUCUCGACUUCGAAUUCAUUUUCUAGCCAGUUUCAUUGAUGGAAAUAUAGACGUAGUUCGUUGUAAAUUUUCGGAGAAUGCAAACAAUCGACGUGGAACUAGAAUUGUAUACAACUCGAUGUAUUGCGCUGUUAUUCAAUCUAAAGGGAGCAGUUGAAUGUAAAAUGAAAUGGGAAACUGUGUAUGUACCUUUCUUCGAUAAUGGUAAAUAUAUCUUUAUGUGAAAACAAAGGGAACCAUAAUCGAGAAAUAUUUUAUGGCCUCGCUUAUGCUAUCUCGUAACAGUUUUUGGUAUUGGUUACAAGAUACGUAUAUACGGUAUCGCCGAAAUAACGUGCGCGGAAUGAAAUAUAGAAAAGUAAAUUGGUUUCAAUCGGAGGUGUAAGAAGAGAAUUUUUACUCACCAUACAAAAUCCGAUUAGAGGGAAGGAUGCGAAUGGAAAAGAAAAGUAAUCCUUCACUUCGCGAGAAACAAGAAGAGGUACACAAUCUGUUUUGUGAAAGAUAAUUGACGUGAGGAACGAUCGGGGGUUUAAUAUAAUGUGGCAGAGAAAUAAUGCCACGGGAUAAUACUCUUCGCGAAAGUAGAAUUUUUAAAAUCAAAUAAUUCCCUCCUCCCACGAGGAGAUACAUCAUGUUCAUAGGCAAGAUCGAUCAUUCUUAAUACGUUUGAAACCGUGAAUGUAACAAACUGGAACGAACAAAAUUGUCAAUAUCAUGCAGUAAAUGUAUGAGGUCUCGAGGUAGAUAUUUUUUUUCUAAAUAUAUAAAAAGGAGUGUUACGGAAGUGCACGGCUGGGAAAAAAGGCGAGAAACUUGGAAGAUGUUUGUGUCAGGCGUUCGAUGGCAAAAAUGGUUUUAAGCUCUUUCGACCGACAAUCGCUUUUGCGUAAAACUUUCCCAAGUAUCGACAUGUGUAUAUAUAUACAUAUUGUAUAUGUGUGUGUGUGUUAUACUCCUUUCGAACCUCUCAUCUACAUAUCAAAUCGAGGGGCAAAGUUCUCCAAGCUUUAUGAACUCGCUGCCUCCCUGAGAUAUACUCCUUCCUUUGAUUGAAAUUUACUUUGAAAGCGUACACAAAAACGUUCUCGGACGGACCGUGUACAAUCUGCCUGCCUAGCUACUGUGCUUCAAUACCAGAGAACUGAACAAUGCAACUUCAUUUGCCUUCUUUUUCGAGGUAAUUACAGUCCGAAGAAGUUAGCCGGGAAAACAAUCUAUACAGAACUAUACUGUGCACUUAGACAGCUCGAUGACGACAUUAAACUGAUAAUAUAAGACGAAACUUCGCUACUUAGUAACAAACAGAAUUGCAUUACUUUAAAGCAGUAGUAGUUUAACCUUUUCCAGCGAUCAUUCGUUAAUUAAUACAAUUUAUUUCAUUUCAUUAGAACUUCAAUUUUCUGUUCCUUUUCGCAACAACGAUAGACGCGUCAUAUUAAACUGUCUCACCAUUCUGUGCAAAUUACAAUUCGUGCAGGCCAUUACGCGAGGAAGUAAGAACGGAAACGGGUGGCCAACCCGGUACAAUUGUAGUUUAAUCUACGUGGAACUGUUUAAACAAGAACAGAAAUGUGCUCUUUCGGUGUGUAGAGACAAUGACUCGUUAACUAAAAGUACAUACGUAAGUACACACGUACGCGUCAAGAGCUGUGCUGAAAAUUCAAAGCAAGCGAUUUCGAUCUCACUGACAGACCGCCCUCCGGGUCGAUGGAAAUAGACAACUGCAAAUAACCGGGAAUUCGGAUCUAUUAAUUCAGACAUAACGAGGGAGGAGCAGUGUAAGAACCUGUUUAUGAAAAACGGACAAAGCGUCGUGCGGAUAUUAAAGUCGACUGCUGCGGGUAUAAAAUGUGAAAAACUGUUCAAACAGGAUUUCAUUGAAAAAUGUUCGUAUACGACAGCAAAAAUGAAAAAUGCAUAGCAUACUUUUUAUUCUUCCCUAUUGAACUUUCCCAUCCUUACAGAAGAUUGAGUGUCAGCCUAACAAAAUAAUUCCACCUUCGACGCUGCUGCGAGUCGUCUAUUUCUCUCUAGGAUACGCUUCCUAUUUGGAAACUUCGGAAAAACUCUGUGCCGCGCAGAAUAAACGAGAGUCCAGAGAUAUACAUGCGAUAUUAGAAGAAUACAUCGGCUGGUACAGCAUGUAAGUACACAGGAUGGUCUAUGUACGUCGUAUAGCUACUUUCCAAUAUUUGUCGAAUACGAUCAGCGACAUGUGUCCCAGCAGUCUCUUGUGUGCAAUGGGAUAGUCUUCUUUUAAUAACAACCGGCUUUCUUUAAUAAAAAGCAAACAAUUGGUACAUAAAAGGCGGAUGUAAAAACGUUAUAAAGUCCCAAUACAUAAACAAUUUUAAUUACGAAUAUAAAAUUCUUGUCUAAUUGUUUGAUUAUCGUUUGUAGCUUGAAAAUGUUAUAGCGUACAGAAUCAGUUGCUCUUGGAAAUUAUAGCAAUUUCGGUGCAAAUGCUCUCUCAGUGUUCGAACGCGUAGGACAAUUGCAUGAUUGAUGGUUCAAUUAAUCGUGAUGGGUAAACAAACGGAUAAUGCAUAAGGCUAAAGGAAGAAAUUAUUAAGCACAAUUCAAGUGGUACAUGAAAGCAGUUGAACACGGGGGUGAGUUUGGUAAAGGGAAGGAAAGCGGGGAAAGGGAUGAACUGCGUCUGCGUUUGGAUUUCGGGGCGGCUGCAACAACCAUAGCGUCGCGGCAACGGCAUUAGCUUAGCCGACGUCGCACCGACCCGACGGCUUUUCGGUGCAACCACGUUGCUCGUUUCCUCGUGAUUAUUCGCUUGUUGCGUUUUCGCGGUGUGACCACCAUCCCGAUCCCCUUGAAUUAAAUAAAGAAUAGAAGAAUCACGUAAAUCAAUUUAAAUACUUUUACAUCACGCACUGUUUAAAUCCAAUAUUUAAAAACGUGUGCUCCGUCGUGUUUCAAUAUUUCGGAUUUUCUGGAAUAGCGCAAAAUACGAAUUUAAUUAUCACAUCGUAUUCCUCUAAAUUCUAUUAGUUUACGCCAUUUAAAAAGAAACAUGUGUUUUAUGAGACUUGAAAAGCUCAAUUUCCAUACUAUUUGAAUGUCAAGAAGUGCGCGUUUCAAAUAAAAGAGAAGACUUCUUGAGAGUGUGCGAACAAUUUAAAUGGUAAAUUGUGCGAGUAGCGAGAGCGAUGCAAAUGAAACGUAAAAUCGGCGAGACACACGCUAAGACAAAAUGUUUUUCGAUUCUCACGGGGGAAAUUGAAAGGAAACGUUUUCGGUGAAAUCGUCGUGCCGGCAGAAUCUCGGGUCUGCUUCUAGUAGAUCGUUACGGAUAAAGGACCAUUGCUCGAGAACCCGUAAAAAGGAUAAGGCGUCGCAGCGGUGCUUUAAAGGGACCCUUUUUAAAGGAUCGGAAACGAAGUCGGGGGAACUUUGAAGAUUCGCUCCCGGCUUGAGUAGGAGUCUAAAGAAUCUUUGUAUAAUUCCUGGUACUUUUCGAGGAAUCAACAGUGAUUCGAGGAGAAAUAAACGAAACUAAAAAUACUUCAUAAUGCGAAGUUACCUGAAGGAGUGUGUUGAAGGAAAAAUACUUUUUUCACUUAGCGACGGAGACGAGAUUCUUUUUUAAUUCACGUUACGGGAUAAACUGACUGAGAACGACAAUAAGGAAGUAAUUAAAUAAUUCUUGCUUUAUGAAAUAUAUUUUAGAUGAGACUCAGCUGUCAUUACGAGCCAAGCUUCUGAGAAUGUUCGAAUUUAUUUUAUGAGGAUAGCCACGUCCUCGGAAUCUUUUUCAACAUUUAUAACGGAUUUCGUCUUGUAAUAGACGAUCUACUUCUUUUAGAGGGACAGACAUUCAUAAAUAGCUAUCGUUCUGAUUUUAAACGACCGUACGAUCACUAUUUCUAUAUCAAGAACAACGACAGUUUAGUUUGUACAUAAAAAGAAGUGGAUGAAAUUAUUAUCCAACUAUUAGGAUAUUCAGGCACCGGACAUGCAUAUUUCAUUGGCGUAACUGCGCCUGGAGAAUACAGUUUGAUAGACGAGAUAACGACGAGAGGCAUUAACGCAAACGAGGGAGGAAGUGGAGGCGAAUGCAUGAUCGAAGUCGCGUGAAUCCUAAAUAAUCAUGGAUCUGAACGCGUCGUCGAGUGACUUUUGCAAUUUGUCGUGGUUUCACGAACGGUAUACGCAUCUGCACGGUUGGAUCUCGCUAUUCGUUUGCAUAUUCGGUUCGAUCGCAAAUAUUUUGAACAUCCUCGUCCUGACCCGACGGGAAAUGCGAUCACCGACAAAUAUAAUUUUAACGGGAUUGGCCGUGGCAGAUUUGCUCGUAAUGAUCGAUUACAUUCCCUACGCGUUUCAUCUCUACUUGUAUCGGCGAUCCAGGCGGGAUACCUUCACUUACGGAUGGACGAUUUUCGUGCUGUUCCACUCGCACUUCGCUCAGGUCUGUCACACCAUUUCAAUUUGUUUAACUUUGAUACUGGCCGUGUGGAGGUACGUGGCGGUGGCGAGGCCGCAACAGAACAGAGAGUGGUGCAGUUAUAGGAGAACUAUUUUCGCGAUUUCCAUUGCGUACGUCUUCUGUCCUGUUCUCUGUAUACCUCUGUAUAUCACAACAGAAGUGAGAAAACAAAUAGAGGUUCUGGAUUCCAACGGGAUGAGCGUCAAUAUGCAAAAUCGAAGUCUGAUCGAUUACUCAAACGCCACGAAUACGACGCUCUACUUCGUCCGAAUGACGGAAACGGCGGCGAACCAUAACAUUCUGACGGAACUAAAUUUCUGGAUCUACAGCGUCGUGAUUAAACUGAUUCCAUGCGUCGUUCUUACGAUCGUCAGUGUGAAACUUCUCCAAGUACUAUUGGAGGCGAAACGGAGGAGACGGAAACUGACGAAUAUUCAUGAGGAGAAUUUCGAUAGGAAAAAGGGCUGCCGGAGAAUGGACAAGGAGAGACAGACCGACCGAACGACUAUGAUGUUGCUGGCGGUGUUGUUGCUUUUCCUGUUGACGGAACUACCGCAAGGGAUACUGGGUCUUCUCAGCGUAUUACUUGGUCAGGGAUUCUUCCUGACUUGUUACAUGAUGUUAGGUGAUGUCAUCGACAUGUUGACUCUCGUUAACUCAGCCAUAAACUUUUUUCUGUACUGCACGAUGAGCAGGCAGUUCAGGAAGACGUUCAACGAACUUUUCUGCAAAAGUUGGAAAGUGCCAAAAAAUAACGGGAAGCAAAUUUUUUUAGAAAACAACGGAAACGUAGUCGUGAACCAUACAGUGACGCAGGUGACGCAGGUAUAGUUAAGAAGGAAACGGUGGACUUUUCACUUCCGUGAUAUUUUUGUCUAACAAACGCGGAUUUAUUAUUAUCGAUCCUCAGAUACGUAAUUCUUCGUGACACACAUGAUUCAUUUAUUAUCUGUCGAGAACAUGAAGGUGUAAAUAAAUACUAACUCUGUAUAUUAGGUUCACUAAUGAUAAUAGAAUUUCGUGUUUGUAAUAAUUCUAAAAAUCAAAUCUUCUUUACAAAAUUCAUUAAUAUUUGCAAGUUUUACGAAGUUAGGAAAUACCACUGCCAGGAAGAUAACGAUGUAUAUUGCUACAUAAAACGCAGUAGCGUUUUAUGAAAGACAAUAGAGUACACGUGAACAAUAAGAAAAAAAUGAUUUUGGCAAUUCCCAAAGACUUUUACUGACUUCGACGAGUGAAACGAAUUUUAAAUAUGAUUGUGAUCCAACUUGACUUAAACUAUGUUUAAUAUAUUGUGAAUAUCUAGAAAACUAAGUAUACAUUUCAUUAAUAAUGUUCGAUCUAUCUCUCCAUAAUUCUGUGCAAAAAUCUGUAUAUUGUUCGUAAUCGUUGUUAAUAUUAUGAUAAUAAUCCGAGCGUAUUCGCUAGUCAAAUAGACAUACAAAUUAUAAUUAAAUAUUUUUACGGAAACAUGUGUUAUAAUGGAUAAGCCACGGUAAUGUAGCAACGAAUAUAACGAUAUAAAUAUAAAAUAUAUAAUGACAUAAGUAUACAUAUGUAAUAUAAAAUAUAUACCA